CAGCCCGAGGGAUGCGGAGAGACCAUGGCCAGCGACGGGGCGCGGAGGCAGUUCUGGAAGCGGAGCAGCCACAGGCUCCCGGGCAGUAUCCAGCAUGUGUAUGGAGCCCAGCAUCCUCCUUUUGACCCAUUAGUACAUGGCACGUUGAUUAAGACGGUCCCCAAGACACCAACCACCCCAGUGAAGCCCAAGAGAGUCAGCACUUUCCAGGAAUUUGAGAGCAACACAAGUGAUGCCUGGGAUGUGGGGGAAGACGACGAUGAACUUCUGGCCAUGGCGGCUGAGAGCCUGAACACCGAGGUGGUUAUGGAGACGGCCAACCAGGUUAUUCAGAACCACAGCCGUCGCUGCCAGGAACAACCCAGGCUGCCUGAGGGGCAUGUCUGUGGUGACAGCGAGCAGGCCGAGCAUUUCUGUGACCUCCCCUUGGGGACAGGCAGUGAUGGCAGACUAGUAAAGUCUGUCAGUGAGAGUCACACAUCCCAUCCUGCAGAAAUCCUCGGUGACGCAGCUCCUUUGCAGCGAUCCCAGUCUCUCCCUUAUGCCUCCACAGCCCCUUUAGCUUAUGGAUCGGAUGAAAAGAAUGCCCUUGGCCCACCAGCCUUGACAGAGAGGGAAGCCUAUCGCCUGGAGAAGUUUAGACAACUUCUGGCAGGGCCCAACACAGAUCUUGAGGAAUUAAGAAAAUUGAGUUGGUCUGGAAUUCCCAAGCAAGUCCGUCCAAUAACCUGGAAACUCCUUUCGGGUUACCUGCCUGCCAAUGUGGACCGGAGAGAAGGCACCCUGCGGAGAAAGCAAAAAGAAUAUUUUGCUUUUAUUGAACAAUAUUAUGAUUCUCGGAAUGAUGAAGCUCACCAGGACACCUACAGACAGAUCCACAUUGACAUCCCUCGAAUGAGUCCAGAGACAUUAAUACUGCAGCCCAAAGUGACGGAGAUUUUUGAAAGAAUCUUAUUUAUCUGGGCCAUCCGUCAUCCUGCCAGUGGAUAUGUUCAGGGAAUCAAUGACCUCGUUACACCUUUUUUCGUAGUCUUCAUUUGUGAACACAUAGAGGCUGAAGAAGUCGAAAAUGUGGAUGUUUCCUGUGUGCCUGAAGAGGUCCUGAGGAACAUUGAAGCCGACAGCUACUGGUGCCUGAGCAAACUUCUGGAUGGCAUUCAGGAUAACUACACCUUUGCCCAGCCUGGCAUCCAAAUGAAAGUGCGCAUGUUGGAGGAACUUGUCGGCCGAAUUGAUGAACAAGUGCAUCGGCAUUUAGACCAGCAUGAGGUGAAAUACCUGCAAUUUGCCUUCCGAUGGAUGAACAAUUUGCUGAUGAGAGAAAUGCCCCUGCGGUGUACCGUUCGGCUUUGGGACACCUACCAGUCUGAACCUGAAGGUUUCUCUCACUUCCACUUGUACGUCUGUGCGGCUUUCCUCGUGAGAUGGAGAAAAGAGAUACUCGAAGAAAAAGAUUUCCAGGAGCUGCUCAUCUUUCUCCAGAACCUGCCCACUGCCCACUGGGGAAACGAGGAAGUCAGCGUCCUCCUGGCGGAGGCCUACCGCCUCAAGUUCGCCUUUGCUGAUGCCCCGAAUCACUAUAAGAAAUGAGCCCUGGAGGGCCGGAGCUAUGAUGCCACCGCCGCCACUCCCACGGGCUGGUUCUGGAGUAACAUACUUUUCAUUCUGGUUUGCACAUUUCCCGACUUCCUUACUAAUUGUGGCAUACUUUUGUAAAGUGCGCAUUAGGGCCGUCCGUGUCUACGCUGGCCCAGGAUAGUCGCUAACUUGGAAAAUUGCCCAGCGACGGGCCAGGAGAAAAAUGACCCACUGAGGGAGGCUGCCUUCCUGCCCACACUAGAAAGCACAGGACCCUGGCCUGUGUAGACACAGUUUAGAGAGUCUCGCUUCUUGCAACAGAGAUGAGAGGGAUACUUGAGAUACCAAAGAGAGACAGAGAUGGACGCACCCUAUCAUGGGAACUUCCCCACAGAGGGUCUCCCCCUCCCCACGCCCCUCAUCUGAGGCAGUGCUGGGGACAAGGUUUCUGGGGCUCUCCUGGAUCAGGGGCUCCCUGUCCCAUCUUCCUGCCUGCCCUGCCCCCACACUUGUAAUGUCUUGUUGCCAAAUGUCAUCACCCCAACUUUCCCCGGGGCCUGGAGAGCACCCACGGGGUGGGGAUGGGGUGGGGUGGGGCACCAUUUUGAGGGAAGUCAAGGCAGCCGUGAGAGAUUGUUGCUUAGAAUGGCCUUGGGAGCACUUGCUUUGUUGGCUCUGUAUUAGAUGUAUUUUCAAACUGGAAAAUUCUAUUCUACUAAAAGUAAAUGAAAAUUAAAAAAAUCAAUAAUCAAA
This is a messenger RNA of Gracilinanus agilis (Agile Gracile Mouse Opossum), 2331 nucleotides long. It is a transcript of the gene TBC1D22A, whose product is annotated as TBC1 domain family member 22A. The coding region runs from base 25 to 1590 and encodes 521 amino acids. The transcript has 14 exons. Gene Ontology annotation, biological process: activation of GTPase activity. Gene Ontology annotation, molecular function: GTPase activator activity. The record is from RefSeq and is a predicted model, not a curated record. NCBI's taxonomy places the organism in Eukaryota, Metazoa, Chordata, Mammalia, Didelphimorphia, Didelphidae.